Molecule: messenger RNA, 3055 nt
Organism: Dermacentor andersoni
Lineage: Eukaryota; Metazoa; Arthropoda; Arachnida; Ixodida; Ixodidae
Source: RefSeq, a predicted model, not a curated record
AGAGGCGCACAACUCACUCAAGCAUCGGCAACAAGAGGCUACAAGUUACGAGAGCUCGUGGUGCGCUGACAUGCGCCUCCUGCGUAAGAACUUCCUUGUGGACAGCGCAGAAAGCGACAAAACGACAAGUACCGGCCGCCCCGUUUAUGCCUGAACGGUGGCAUCCCUCGACGAAGCAUUCUCCGUAGUGUACCUAGUUUCAUCCACCGAAACCGACGGGUCGACGACGUUUCAGCUCCCCUUUUCGUUCUCCUCGGAGAGAUGGCACUCGCGUCGGUGGAAGCGCCGGAGAAACCGGCCCACGUGGAGCACGCACCCGUGGCACGGGACGGCUGAUGCCGCCGACGGGGGCGUCGCGGCGAUGCUGGACGGCAGUCUGUUGCCGAACUCAGGAAUACACGUGUUCGCCGGCACUGCGCAGGACACGACAGUGGUGGGCGCUGGUGGUCGCGACGGCGUCGAUGCUGCUGCUGGCACCUUUGCCACAGCAGCCGGCCACCGCCGCUGGACUGCCGCUGCCCACUGAGCCUCUGUCCACGAGUUGGCUUGCCAGGACCCGUAGGGACGAGAACGAGGGAAUCGAGAACAGACAUCGCACCGCGAAUGUGGGCUUCUACAUUGGCGACCCGUGCAACCAGACAUGCAGCCGCGUUCUGUACCACGUGUUCUGCAACGUCACCUCCCGACGCUGCGAGUGCAGGCCGGAGUAUCCUGUCAACAUCGACAACAGACAGUGUGUCAAAGCUUCGUCGCUGGGCGGCCACUGCGACCACGACGAGGCGUGUGCCUUUUCGGUGACUCACUCGUCCUGCCAGAGCAACGAGUGCCGCUGCCUCGACGGACACGAGCCCGACGCACACGCCACAAAGUGCACGCCCACUCGCGGUGUGGCCAUCCUGGAAAGUGCCGAGCUGACGACCAUGGUGAGCGUCAUCGUGGCCUUGAUGGUGUUCACGGCGCUCUUUUGCCUCGUCCUUAGGCUCUUCAGCAAAGCCCGUUUCGGCACGUCCGGGCGUGAUCGCAUGGGCGACGCUGCCUCGCCGCCCCCGGGACCCGCCGUGCUCAGUUCCGUGGACGGGUCCCUCGCUCAGGCGCCGGGCAUCAAGGGAGGAGGGCCCGGGUCGCGGCGCACUUCCCGCAACUCGGUGGACUACGCGGCUUCGCGUCGGGCCAGUUGCGGCAUGCUCGCGCCUCCCGCGGACUCACAGAGCUGUUCCCGCCGCGCAAGCGGCUCCUCGGUCAGGUCGCAGACCUCGCAGCGGUCGGCGGCGUCCAACAGGAGCGGCUCGCUGUCCAGGGUCGGCUCCAGGCAGACCCCGGCAGCGGUGAAAGGCGCCGAGGGCUCGGCCGCCACCGCCGCGGCCGCUGCUGCACCCACCGAGGUGUCGGGCAUCGGGGACGAAGACGAACGGGUCCCGCCGGCGCCGCCGCCGGCCACCGUCGGGGGCCAGCAGAGGAAGCCGCCGCACGAGCCCGCACGCGGGUCCGCCUCGUCGCCGAUGGACGCGGCGCGCGCGGACCCCGCGGCCGAACAGCCCAUCACGCGACCUCUCCGGUCGCCACUCUCGCACGACGUACGCGACAAGGAAGUCACCGGCUACGCAACGGCUCCAAGUUUUGAGUAACCGGCAGCAUACAACGUUUGGGGCACCGUAGCGUGGAGGCGUAGCCAGUUACGUCGGAAGAGCGUGACGUCGACAAGUGGCGCAAGUGUCAUGGACUGGGCCGCCGACGUCACGAACAUUGCGAGCACACGCGCACGUGGUGCUGAAACCAUGCGAGAGUUCGUCCACGUAGGGACUGUAUAUAGAACCGGCACAAUGUAGAACGGUAGCGUGCCAGCGUCAUAGGAGUCGCAAGACGUGAAGGUGAAGUUGUCGACGGCGUCACGAAUCACGUGAUCGACAGAACGCGCGAGAACCAGUGAAAGUGAGAGGGAGACGCUGCUUUGCUUACGCUGACCGCGCGUGUGGGAGAGGGUAUGCCGACUUAUAUUGAGGAGUGAAAGCUGACAUUUUGUAGCUGCGGUGCGCUGUUAGUUCUCUAGCGAAGAAUCUAAUAGUGAGUGCCGUAGUAAUGACAAAGCACACACGGCGAUAAAUAACAGCAGCCGAGCUGAGUGAAAUUGUUGAUGAAGGGGUGUUUAGACGUAUUUUGCGCCAGUCGAAAAAAUUGAGAGGUGGCAUGUAGCUCCGGGUUUGACGGUGAUGCGCAGUCGUUUCCAGCCACAGGAAGAAUGAAAGAGAGAUCAAAACGUUGGGCCAGUGCAUGAAAUCACCACCCUUCUUGGGGGAAGUAUACAGUGAGGUGUCACGAGGGAAUUCAUUAAUUAGCCAUCUUGCGACUAUUGACACAUACGUUAGCACUCGCGGUAAAGCAACGACCAGUUGAUCUUAGAAUAGCCACCCCUAUACAUAACAUACAGUGGUGUGAUGACCCAGAAGUGCCCGUGCCCCAAGUUCUACAAUACAACAUGAGAGGCCACCAUUCCUAAAUUAAGCGAAUUCACGGGAAAUAAGCCAAAUGCAUUCCUCGGAAAAUGUGUUUAUAGCUACAUUAUACGCGCAUCUGUUAACUAGAGCACUUUGCAAGAAGUUGUUUUUAGUGAUAUAAUUUCAAGAAGCAACAAUUCUAUAAGCUUUCUGCCUCGCAGGAUUUUUAAUACUAUGCACACCUCCUGCUAUUCCUUGCAUUUAUUUCAGUAUUCCAUGAAUUCUUGAACAAGACAAACCAGAUGCAGAAAUUGUUAGAAAUAUGAUGUGCGAGUCGGUUUCACAUGGCAGAAUUGUUAAGAAAUGCACUGAUUGUGAACAAAGGUCUAGUCGGGGAGCCAAAACAUACUGUUAUUAAUUUAGUAAUCUCGAUCUUGUUUAAUUUACAUUUUUUCCCUGCUAGACGAGAUUUCACCAGACUCUUGGUUUUAUAGGAUGCUUUGCGCAGUUUGUUAUUAUUUCAUACCCUGCUAGUUCAACCAGCUGUUCUGUAUUCCCCCAAGUUCUUUCUGUGAAUUGAAGAAGUAAAAUAUUUAAUAAAUAUUGUCCAGAACACUGCUAUA